GAGAUCGUGCGGUUCUUCCCGGGACACUGGAGAAUCAUGACGCACUACGGGAAGGCCAAGAACAACGAGAGAGAGAAUACCUACAUCGUGCACGUGGCGCAGUCCGGCGAUCCGAAUGCCAAAGCGGUCUUUGUACUGGGCCAGACGGAUCCGCGCUGUGCGCACAGUAUCAUGGAAGACCCCGCCUCGGAGGAGGCACAUAGCAUCCAAAAGGGGGCUCAGAUCUGGGAAGGCACCGUGUCAGAGAGGAUGAGCUUGGAGGUGGCGUAUUUGGGCAAGAGCGCACCUCCAUCGAAGAUGCAGAAGCUGAAGAAGAUGAAGAAGGUGCUGCCCAACGGCUCGGCGAGCACGGAAGAUGCGGAAGAAGUGGUUUGGGUGGACCAGCGAAAGCUGAAAGUGGGCUCUUAGAUGUGUUAGUUGAGUACUCUGCCAACUCUGCUCCUUUCUAUUUUUUGUUGGUUGCAGCAUAUAGUCUAUAUACACAUAGUUAACUAAUGUUUUCGGAGGGCUAGACUCUGUGCAUGCGGUGUGUGUGUGUGGUUUGGGAUUGAAUUCCCAGGGUGCUGGGAGGGAUGCCCUGUUUUCCAGCACAUUGGUCGGCUGCUGAUUGGUCCGCUGCAUCAAAAAGGGCAGACCCUAAGCUCCAACUUGCAUGUUGCAGGUGGUUGGUUCUAGUCUUGCCCCCAAGAGACCAUCGGCAAAUAAGCUUGUUUGGAGCAGGAUUUUUCCAACGGCCUGUCAAGGGGCCGUCAUUUUCUUGAAGAUCAAGUGAGAUGAGCCAACAGGGAAUCGGCCAGUUCUUCUUCCAGUCUCUGAAGCCAUAAAAUGGGCACCAUGCGGGUGCCCAUUGAGGUUACUACAUGGUCUCGGUGGCCAAGAUGGAAGAGGGUAUCGAGUACUACUUGCGUGUCCACUGUACCCCGGAGGGUGAGUUGAGCUCCUGGCAUUUGCCGAAAGGCAUGAAGAGUGCAUUGGGCUUCUCGAAGUUUGAGGUGGAGGAGGACCGCGCCCGUGUGAUGUGCGGAAGAUCCAGCCGUUCGGCGUUAACCUUGCUACUAGUAGCAUUCUUGCUACCAGUAGUAAUGCCAGGAGCUGGUAGUGUCUUUGUUCCUGUUAGCGAUGCCCUUUGUUCCUAGAUGCGAAAGUUCUGUGCAGACGACGAGAACAAGAAGACAAGCCACUUAGCCCAUGAGAAGCACAUGUUGCAUUUUUCGGUAAUUCAGAUGUGCUUCCAUUGGGAACAAGUAGUGGGACACAGAGCUGCCUGAGAAGAGAAUCCCAAGACCUGCGGAAGUUCCAGAAGGAUUGCUCCCUGUAUCAUGUGGUACCAAAGAUUGUCCAUCCUUCAUGGAACUUUGCAUCAUAAGCUGCUGCCCUGUUCUCUUGUCAUCAAGUGACCUUUGUAUAUAGCCCUCUUUUUGUCAUGCUGCAAAUCCUUGGUGUCUAUUCUGUCUUGUACGACGAAUGCAGCCCACAUGCCUCCGGACGGUUGUCAGAUGAGUGGCUCAAACUUGCGGUUGUGUCCCCAGUUCCGGGGUCGGUUGUCAACACCAACAUUUCAGUUAUUUUUGUAAAAUCAUGUAGCAUGUCACUUCCACUGUGGAAGAUCUCACCUGUUCUCUCCUGUUCUUGAUCUGAUGCAUGUCAAAAGGAGGACUUCGAUGAAGGUGAAGAGGAGGAGGAUUACGAGGAUGAUUUCACAGAUGAGUCUGGUUGGGAAUCCUGUGACUAUGAUUGACGCUGACCUGGCGCACGUUUCAAGUUCCGCGCACUGUUUUUCGGUUCUACAUGUGGAGCCGCGCACGUCUCGGUUUCACUGGCUCCGCCAAAGACCGCGGAGUGUUGAAGCGAAAAGGGUUUGUAGAAGCACCGCUAGCCGCUACCGUAAUACGUUAUUGAUUGGAUUCUGA
Messenger RNA from Durusdinium trenchii, 1910 nucleotides. NCBI's taxonomy places the organism in Eukaryota, Dinophyceae, Suessiales, Symbiodiniaceae. The record is from the annotation of a GenBank genome assembly.